Messenger RNA from Pogona vitticeps (central bearded dragon), 4040 nucleotides. Lineage: Eukaryota; Metazoa; Chordata; Lepidosauria; Squamata; Agamidae. The record is from RefSeq and is a predicted model, not a curated record.
UGUUUCCUCUCAUCACGGUCUCUCCCACCAGCACCACCAGUGACCAGCCUUUACAAACUGGAGGACGGACGGGGCAGCGCGACUCCUCAGACGUCUCCUCCCUUUUCCUCAAUCGAGCGCUCGGCGCCCUCUCGGGGAUGGGCCUGGGAGGUGACUGCGUCCCCGGCUCUCCCUUCCUUCCUUCUCGCUACGGAGGGCCUCUGCCUUCGCACGGUGCGGCUUUUUGCUCUUCGGCACUCUGGAGGCUCCUUCGGCGCUGGAGAGUCUGCCGCCGCCGCCGCCGCCGCUCCUGCAGUUGCUGCACCUCGGAAAGGAGAAGGAACGCCUGCGCAAGCAGCGUUCAUCCCAGAUUGUCUUGCUCCACUCGUUCUGUUUCCUGAGAAAUGAAGAAAAUGAUCUCUUGCUUCCUUUUACUUCUUGGGCUUUUUGCUGUCUCAGCCAGAGACAGACAUAUUCCAGGGACACUUAGGAAUCAAAGAGAUGAUGCUCAAUUAUUAGAAAAAAAUUGCAAUAACAAACAGCUUGAUCUUGUGUUCAUCAUCGAUAGCUCUCGUAGUGUUCGUCCUUAUGAUUUUGAGAAAGUGAAAGAAUUCAUCUUAACUAUUCUUCAGUUUUUGGACGUCGGUCCAGAUGUCACUAGAGUGGGGCUUAUCCAAUAUGCCAGCACAGUUAAAAAUGAAUUUUCAUUGAAGACCUAUAGGAGGAAACAGGAUAUGGAGAGAGCAGUAAAAAGAAUGAUGUAUCUUGCUACUGGUACCAUGACAGGAUUGGCCAUUCAGUAUGCAGUAAACAUUGCAUUUUCAGAAACUGAAGGGGCUAGGCCACUAAGUCAGAAUGUGCCCAGAGUUAUCAUGAUAGUGACGGAUGGAAGACCACAAGAUCCUGUUGCAGAUAUUGCUGAAAAAGCCCGGAACUCAGGAAUCCUAAUUUUUGCUAUUGGAGUGGGAAGAGUAGAUAUGAACACACUGAAGUCCAUUGGGAGUGAACCUUAUGAAGACCAUGUAUUUUUGGUUGCAAAUUUCAGCCAGAUUGAAACACUGACAUCUGUGUUCCAGAAUAAACUUUGUGUUGGACACAUGUGUAGUGUAACUGAACAUGGUUGUGACCACUUCUGCAUCAACACACCAGGCUCUUACGUAUGUAAAUGUAAACAGGGGUAUACUUUGAACUUGGACCAGAAGACGUGCAGGACCCAGGACCUAUGUGAAGUCAGAAAGCACGACUGUGAACAAAUAUGUGUGAAUACACCUGGAUCCUAUGUCUGCCAAUGUUACAAUGGUUACAAACUCCAGAAAGACGGGAAGCACUGUUUCAUUGUGGACCACUGUGCUUUGAAUAACCAGGGAUGUCAACACAAGUGUAUUAAUACUGAAAACUCCUAUUACUGUCAGUGUCGGAAAGGUUUCAUUCUUAAUCCAGAUAAAAAAACCUGCAGACGACCAGACUACUGUGCUUUACAAAACCAUGGCUGUCAGCAGGAGUGUGUAAAUACUGAUGAAUCCUAUUUCUGCCGAUGCCAGCAAGGAUUUACUCUUAAUCCAGAUAAGAGAACUUGCAAAAAAAUAAAUGUCUGUGCUAUGGGAAAACAUGGCUGUGAACAUCAAUGUGUUAACACUGAAGACUCUUAUACAUGCAGGUGUCGAAGUGGAUAUGCCCUGAACCGUGAUGGUAAAACUUGCAGAAGAAUAGACCACUGCACUGAGUCCAACCAUGGGUGUGAGCAACUGUGCCUAAACACUGGAGAGUCCUAUGUUUGCCAGUGUUCUGAAGGAUUCAUCAUUAAUGACGAUCUGAAGACUUGUUCACGAGUGGAUUAUUGUUUGCUGAAUGACCAUGGCUGCGAACAAUUAUGUGUGAAUAGGGAAACAUCAUACUCUUGCCAGUGCACUGAAGGAUUUGUGUUACAAAGCGAUGGGAAAACGUGUAAACGGAGAGAUGUCUGUAACACUGUGGAGCAUGGAUGUGAGCAACUUUGCAUCAAUGCUGACAGUUCCUAUGUUUGUAGCUGCUAUGAAGGAUUCCUACUGAGGGAGGAUGGGAAAAGCUGCCGAAGAGUGGAUUAUUGUUUGCUGAAUGACCAUGGCUGCGAACAAUUAUGUGUGAAUAGGGAAACAUCAUACUCUUGCCAGUGCACCGAAGGAUUUGUGUUACAAAGCGAUGGGAAAACGUGUAAACGGAGAGACGUCUGUAACACUGUGGAGCAUGGAUGUGAGCAACUUUGCAUCAAUGCUGACAGUUCCUAUGUUUGUAGCUGCCAUGAAGGAUUCUUACUGAGGGAGGAUGGGAAAAGCUGCCGAAGAGUGGACUAUUGUUUGCUGAAUGACCAUGGCUGCGAACAAUUAUGUGUGAAUAGGGAAACAUCAUACUCUUGCCAGUGCACCGAAGGAUUUGUGUUACAAAGUGAUGGGAAAACCUGUAAACGUAAAGACCUCUGUAACUCCAUCAGUCAUGGUUGUGAGCACCUGUGUGUUAACAGUGAUUACUCCUACGUCUGCAAGUGCCAUGAGGGAUUUAUAUUAAAGGAUGAUGGGAAAACCUGCAGAAAUCAAGAUGUCUGCAAGUCCGUUAACCAUGGAUGUGAACAUGUUUGUGUAAAUACGGAUGAUUCAUAUACCUGCAGGUGCCAUGAUGAAUUCAUAUUAAUGGAAGAUGGGAAAACAUGUAGAAGAAUGGACUAUUGUUUGCUGAAUGACCAUGCUUGCGAACAGCUAUGUGUGAAUAGUGAAACAUCAUACUUUUGUCAGUGCACUGAAGGAUAUGUGUUACAAAGUGAUGGGAAAACCUGUAAACGUAAAGACCCUUGCAAGUACACUGAGCAUGGUUGUGAGCACAUUUGUAUAAAUAAUAACUCCUCAUUCAUCUGCAAGUGUCAUGAAGGAUUCAUACUGGAAGACAAUGGGAAGAUGUGCAGACGGUGCACUGAAGGCCCAGUUGAUCUGAUGUUUGUGAUAGAUGGCUCAAAAAGUCUGGGAGAAAAUAACUUUGAAAUUGUCAAGGAAUUUGUCUUAGGAAUCUUGGAUUCUCUUUCCAUAUCACCUAAAGCUGCAAGAGUUGGUUUAUUGCAAUAUUCUACUCAGGUUCGCACAGAAUUUACACUGAAACAAUUCAGUACAGCCAAAGACAUGAAGAAAGCUGUGUCCCAAAUGAAAUAUAUGGGAAAAGGCUCCAUGACUGGACUUGCCCUGAAGCAAAUGGCUGAGAGAAGCUUCACUGAAGUAGAAGGGGCCAGACAUUUCUCAGCAAAAGUGCCCAGGGUGUCUGUGGUGUUUACAGAUGGACGGUCCCAAGAUGAAGUUUCUGAAUGGGCUACUAAAGCAAAGAAACGUGGAAUCACCAUGUAUGCUAUUGGAAUAGGGAAUGCUAUUGAGGAAGAAUUACGAGAAAUUGCUUCUGACCCUCCGGACAAACAUCUCUUCUAUGCUGAGAAUUUCAGUGCCAUGGGAGAGAUUACUGAAAAGCUCCAGAAAAGGAUCUGUGAAGGUCUGAAGGACCACCAGAACUUUCCAGAAAACCUGUUUCAUUCAGCAGAUUCAUAUUCUGAAGAACCUGAAGCAGCCACCCUGUCCAUUACAGAUGUUCUUGCUUGUUCAAAUUUUGCUGUACAUCAUAAGUAUCUUUUUGAGGAAAAACAAUUGCGAUCAACAUCAUCAGGAAAACCUUCAGAAGACAGAAAAGAACUGUGCAAAUGCGAAAAUCUUCUAACAUUCCAGAAUUCUGCAACUGCUGCAGUUAAAAAACUAACACAGCAACUAGGAGAAAUGUCAAAAAGAAUGGAAGCAUUGGAAAAUCAGUUAAGAUACCGAUGAAGUUUUUUGAACAGAAGUGUCUGUUGUGUUUGAAAUAUAUUAAAAAAUGUACCAAAGCUACACAUGGAACAGUCUUCUCCCAGAAGAAUUUAUUGCUCUGGUAUUUCAUACUAUAUUGAAUUUUUCACUGACUGGAGACAAAACUGCAAGAUGUUUUAUAAAACUGUACUUGUUAAAAACAACCAAAAUAAGCUAUGUAAUAUAAUAAACUGGUGCUGAAAAGAUUGUAGUUUA